AUGGGCCUGUUUAUGGCCCAUGUUAACGCGAAAUUCACUCUCGACGAUCUCCGGCGAAGGAUCAAUCCAUCGUCUCCUUCCUCCGUUCGCAUAUCGCUCAAUCGUAAGGACGAGUUUGUCGCGCCUUCAGAGGAUACGAUCCGAUCCCUUGGCUUGACAUCCAGUGACCUCAUAUACUACUUUCUCGAACCAUCUGCUUUUAAUGCAUCGUCUCUGGGCAUAACUUCAUCGUCGGAGGCGCAGCAGAACCCAGUUUGUGAUCUUGAAGAUUCGUCAGAAAAUUUGGGAGAUCAGAAAACCCUAGUUCAAGAGUUUGAAACGGUCCGGGAGAUUGAAAGCAAUUCGACGGGCAACGGAUCUGUAGAGCUCGGUGGCGUUCCAGAAAACCAUCAUCUGAAUAUGGAUGUUCAAAAGCAAACGAAAAGCGAUCUGAAUUUCGGCGGAGAAGAGCCGAUCGCGGUUUCGGGUAUGGAAGGGCCAGAGCCUAUGGAUGUUGAGUUUUACCGCGUGGGUUAUGCUGAUGCGAAAAGGUUAAGCGAGCCGUUUUUCUUGAAAAAGGUAGUGUUGGAGGAAUGUACGGAUACGAGUGAAUCGAUGAUCAUGGUUAUGGCUGUUCAUGCGGUGAUGUUAGAAUCUGGAUUCUUGCUUUUGGAUCCUGAAUCAGGUGUUCGUGCUGAAAAGUUUAGUUUUUCGAAGGAGACUGCGAAUUCGAUAUCACUCAUUUAUACUCUACCCGAGCUUAUUACCCGUAGCGAUCCUAAUAAGAAUGAAACCGUAAGCUUGAAGUUUCAGAGCAUAGGUCCCAUGCUUGUAGUUUAUGGUUCCCUAGGGGGGACAAGUUCGCAUAGGGUGUAUCUCGAUCGCCGUAGGCUUGUCCCGACGAUAGAUUUGGUCAUGGAAACUUUGAAAUCUAACAAAGAAGGCUCUUCGAGAAUUUACAGUGAGGUUUUUGAGUUUUGGAGGAUGGUAAAGGAUGGUGUUGCUAUGCCAUUGUUGAUCGGUCUUUGCGAUAUGGCUGGCUUGGAGCUUCCUCCUUGCUUGAUGCGCCUCCCUACUGAGCUAAAGUUCAAGAUACUUGAGUCACUUCAUGGGGCUGAUAUCGCCAGAGUGGCCUGUGUGUGUUCGGAAAUGCGGUUUGUGGCUAAGGACAAUAAUCUGUGGAAGCAGAAAUGUUUAGAAGAGUGUGGAGAUCUUGUAAACAGAGAAGAGUAUGCGGUUAGCUGGAAGGCAAAGUUUGCUGCUUUUUGGGAAAAACGCUGGAGGGGUUACAAUAGAGUGCCUGGGAGAAUCAGGCCGCCUUUUGGUAGGGUUCCUCCGAUCUGGAGAGACCCUUUUCCGAUGGGGUUUCCUCCAGUCGCAUGGCAUGAUGGAGAUCGAUAUGGCGUUCCUGCAGAUCACCUUCCCUUUCGGCUUGGGCAUCUAGGAACGGGGAUUGGUCAGCUCAGGGGACGGGAUUCGUGGCCAAGAUGCUAUCUCGGAGGACUCAACUAGCCAAGACUUUGUAAUUGGAACCGGUAAACCCGACCGUAGGACUCAUCAUGUCUGGCUCGUAGCUAGCUAUGUCUCUUUUUUUUAUAUUUCAUCAGUAUAUCAGGAUUUUCAUUUGCCAUCUAUCAUCAGAGGAAUUUGCUAACCGCAAUCACACCAUCGACAUAGUAUCCGAGUUGCUGAUCAUCAUCGAGAUAACUCGUAAAAAUUCAGACAGUGUGUUGGUCGAAGAAGAAACUCAUGGUUAAUAAUGGCUUAGAUCA
Molecule: messenger RNA, 1751 nt
Organism: Tarenaya hassleriana
Lineage: Eukaryota; Viridiplantae; Streptophyta; Magnoliopsida; Brassicales; Cleomaceae
Product: F-box protein SKIP22-like
Exons: 2
Coding region: 1-1491 (496 amino acids)
Molecular function (GO): protein binding
Source: RefSeq, a predicted model, not a curated record